Molecule: messenger RNA, 1179 nt
Organism: Dermatophagoides pteronyssinus (European house dust mite)
Lineage: Eukaryota; Metazoa; Arthropoda; Arachnida; Sarcoptiformes; Pyroglyphidae
Product: ATP-dependent RNA helicase DBP4-like
Source: RefSeq, a predicted model, not a curated record
AUGAAAGGGUUAUCGAACUACAAAUACAUGACACCAGUGCAAUCUAUGAGCUUACCUUACUCUUUAAAAGGGUUUGAUAUAAUUUGUGAAGCCCCAACUGGAAGUGGAAAAACUCUAUGUUUCAUCAUUCCGAUUUUAGAUCAAUCGUACCUUAAACAAUGGAUAAAACUAGAUGGUCUUUUUGCUUUGAUUAUUACUCCUACAAGAGAAUUAGCAUUUCAAAUUUUUUCUUCGUUCAAGCAAUUCACGUGCUUCGAAAUCAGCUUGAUGCUCGCUUUUGGAGGAAAACGCAGCAAGUACGAAAAUACAGUUUUAUCCUCUAUUGGGAUUUUAGUUGGUACACCUGGUAGAGUGUUGUAUCAUCUAGAAAAUUGUGUCAAUUUAUGCACAGAUAACUUGGCGUUUUUAGUUUGUGAUGAAGCUGACAAAAUGAUCGAAUACUCUUUUAUAGACAAUAUAAAGAACAUUGUUAACGUAUUGCCAGACAAAUCUAGGCGACAAAAUCUUUUUUUUAGCGCGACAAUGCGAGGAUCAGUCAGCGCGCUGACUAAAAUCUUUUGUCGCGAAGGAGCUACAAAAAGCAUUUCUGUUGCCGCACUUAAGGAUUCAAACGACACGAACGAGUUAGGAAGCAAAAUCAAGCAUUACUAUUGCGUUGUUGGAUUACAAGAUAAGAUCAAUUUGCUGUAUUCUUUGCUUACCAAGUAUUCGACAAACAAAAUCAUUGUUUUUUUCACGACGAUUAAACAAGUAAGGUUUGUGUUUGAAGCUUUUUCAAAACUCAAAAUAGGAAGUAGACUUUAUCACAUUCACGGAAACCAAAGUCAAACGACACGAAUCGAAAUCUUUGAGGAUUUUAAAAACAAACCAAAUACUACCGUACUAUUUACAACAGAUUUGAUUGGGCGUGGUAUUGAUUUCCCUGCAGUUGACAAUGUCAUUCAUUACGAUUGUCCAGAAAACGUAAAGACUUAUAUUCAUAGGUCCGGACGAACCGGCCGAGGAUGUGACGCGACCGGAAUUUCGUAUUUAUUUUUACUUGAGUCUGAAAUGCGAUUUGUGGACUAUAUUAAAGAAUACCAAAUAAAUAUCCAAAAAUAUUAUCCUAAACUUAAACAAUUAUCCGGCGUAGCGUCUAAAUUGCGUGCUUUACAGGCUCACAACAACGAAACCAGUUAA